Loa loa (African eye worm) is the source of this 597-nucleotide messenger RNA. Its product is annotated as histidine-rich glycoprotein. Lineage: Eukaryota; Metazoa; Nematoda; Chromadorea; Rhabditida; Onchocercidae. The transcript has 2 exons. The coding region runs from base 1 to 597 and encodes 198 amino acids. The record is from RefSeq and is a predicted model, not a curated record.
AUGAUUGGGAUACAAAGACAUAAGAAAAAUAGGAAGCGGGAGAUACAGGGAGGACGGGGGAUGAAGGCAAGAGAGAAGGGGACAAUACUUCAAUGUCGAUGGCAUGUCACAUCUGUUACAAUGGCACAAACAGAACAAUUCAACCCGUCCAAAAUGCAUUUGGAACUCAUAGUUUACGAAAAAGGUCAACUGUCACAAAAGAAUCACGUACACACAUACAUACACAUACGCAAACACACACACACACAUACACGUACACUCACACCCACAUGCAAUCACACGCCCACGCACACACGUAUAGGUACACCUCACGCACACACUUGUACGCACACCCCACGCACAGACAUACAUGCGUCUGUCUAUCCAUACAUGCAUACGCAUAUCCACGCAACGCACAUGUACGUACAUCCACAUAUACGUACACCAUAUAUACGUACAUAUAUGUAUAUGUACGCACAUAUAUGUAUGGUGUACGUACACACAUAUAAGUACACCCAUACACCCACAUAUCUACUACCCACGCAUAUACAUACGUACACCCGUGCAGACACAUAUACGUACACCCACGUGCACAUAUACACGUCUGCUUAUACGUAA